Drosophila albomicans is the source of this 5284-nucleotide messenger RNA. RefSeq names its product octopamine receptor beta-3R-like. Lineage: Eukaryota; Metazoa; Arthropoda; Insecta; Diptera; Drosophilidae. Gene Ontology annotation, cellular component: membrane. Bases 1280 to 5107 code for a protein of 1275 amino acids. The transcript is spliced from 9 exons. Gene Ontology annotation, biological process: adenylate cyclase-activating adrenergic receptor signaling pathway. The record is from RefSeq and is a predicted model, not a curated record. Gene Ontology annotation, molecular function: octopamine receptor activity.
GUGUGUGUGAGUGUUCGUGUAGCGUCUUGUACGUGUUUACGUUCGCUCGCUGGCUGAAACGUGCGGCAACUUGCGGCCAGUUGUGAGUACCAAAAAAAAAGGAAAGAACAAAAACAGAAAGAAAUUCCGUUCUUACAAAUCGAUUUCGCUCAUUCGGUUUUUACUUGCGAAUGGCCAUAAAAAUAGCACAGACUUCGGCAUAAUGACAAAUUAAAUUGUUUGCACACAGCUAUCCAAAUCGUUAAAAACAAAAACCAAAUCGCAAAAACAACAUCAGCAAGCAAAUACGCGCAAACGAAAAAGAGAAAAAAGAUACUAAAAAUGUUGGAGAAGCGCGUGUAGGAACUUUUGCGCUGAUAUCAACAAUAAUAACAAUAACAACUACAACAAGAACAGCAAUAAACUGCGAUAAAAGCAACAGACAAACAGCAAACACACAAAACAAAAAAAAGUUUCAUUCUCGUGUUGCAAACGCCACAAGCAACAGCCGCGCCUCCCUGCCACAAGGAUUCAAAUACAGACACACACACACAAAACACACGCAUACCACCUACAUCACAUAACAAAACGCAAAUCAAGAACGACAAUGACAAGGACUCCGAUGGCGAUGCCGAGACUUUCAGACUCAUCCACCGUUGUCGUCUACUGCUACUACUACAGCUCGAUAAACAGCUUUGGCUCCAGCCUCUUAACCUCGUGCCACGGCGUUCAUCAAUCGAGUCGUCGAUUAUUGAGCGUUUGAGCGUUGCAGUAAAACUCGGCCAACAUUUGGAGCAGCUCAAAUAAACGCCAGCAAAGCGGAGAGUCAAUAAGGAAGAACGAUAGGGGCGACUGGGGACAAUCGACAAGCGAUGGCAUCGUGUCCUGGCAAAGCACUAGGCAAACACUCAAUGUCGCUGCUGCUAUUGACGUUGCCGUCGUCGAGCAUCUCGACUACCAGUUGAUGAGACUGCCAGACCGAGACUGAGACAGUGACUGCGACUGCGACUGCGACAGCGACGUUGAACCCUGACACGCUUGUUUGCUUUUCAAAUUGCAAUUAUGCUCGCGAGCGAAAAAGGUUUUGGUUACGAGCGAGUGAAGCAACUACGUCGAACGUUUUAAUCAACGCAGCAGCAAUAAAUUGAUACAAUGACAACGCUUAGCAGUUAUCUCAGCCCAAGCACUGCCAUCAACUUGGCAACAACAACAGCGCCAAUAUCAACAGCAGCAGCAGCAACAACAACAGCUGCUGCAAGCGACAACAGCAACUGCUAGAACAAGAAGGCCAAGCAAAUCGAUGACAACAUUUGUUGUUGGUGGUGCUGCCUUAAACGCAACAGCGACGACAACUACGACAACAACAACAGCAAUAACUGGUAGUAGCAGCAGCAGCGGGAGCAACUUCUUACUGACUGCAGCAACAAAAACAUUGACAACAACUGCAGGCGAAACACGAGCAACUGCUGCAACAACAAUAUCAACAACGACAGCAGCAAAUUUGCCAACAACAACAUCACAAUUUGUGGAUGCCUCGUUGACUUCACUGUCAUUAACGGCAUCGUCGUCCGCCACCUCCUCCGCCUCGUCAGCCGCCAUCGCCACCGUCCCAACAAGCUCCACCACCGCCUUGGAGCUGUUCUCGACAGUCGCCAGCAACAUGACGGCAAAUGCAAAUGCCAAUAUCAGCAGCCAAAUCGAACCCAGUGACCAACUCGAAGAUAGUUGGGUCGAUGUUUCGCUGCUGCUGUUUAAGGGCUUCAUAUUCUCGUCAAUUAUCCUGGCCGCUGUCCUGGGCAAUGCGUUGGUCAUCAUUUCGGUGCAGCGAAAUCGAAAGUUGCGCGUUAUAACAAAUUACUUUGUUGUGUCACUGGCGAUGGCCGACAUGUUGGUAGCCCUCUGUGCGAUGACAUUUAACGCAUCCGUUGAGCUGUCCGGCGGCAAGUGGAUGUUUGGCCCCUUCAUGUGCAACGUGUACAACAGUUUGGACGUUUACUUCUCCACAGCCAGCAUACUGCAUCUUUGUUGCAUAUCGGUGGAUAGAUACUAUGCCAUAGUCCGACCACUGGAAUAUCCACUGAAUAUGACACAUCGAACUGUCUGCUUUAUGCUAGCAAAUGUCUGGAUAUUGCCAGCCCUCAUCUCGUUUACGCCCAUCUUUCUGGGCUGGUAUACGACCGAGGAGCAUCUGCGUGAGGUCUCAUUGCGUCCGGAUCAAUGCACAUUUGUGGUCAACAAGGCCUAUGCGCUCAUCUCGAGCUCAGUCAGCUUCUGGAUACCUGGCAUUGUGAUGCUGGUCAUGUACUGGCGCAUCUUCAAAGAGGCUGUGCGUCAACGCAAGGCAUUAAGUCGCACCAGCUCGAACAUCCUGUUGAACAGCGUGCACAUGGGACACACGCAACAGCCCACCAAUCUGAGCUAUUUGCAUCCAAGUGACUGUGAUCUGAACACUAAGUCAGCUAGAGAGGAGACCAUCAGUGCAGUCAGCAAUUUGGAGGACAUGCUGCAGACGGCCACCGAUGAGGACGAUGAUAAGGACGAGUGCGAUGAACUGCGUGUGCCAUCGCCGCCACCGAGGCGUCUAAGCCGCAGCAGCAUCGACUUGCGUGACCUCGAGCAGGAGCGUUACGAGAAGGUCACGCACACGGACAGCGCGCCAUCAAUGAUGGCUCUGCAGCAACAGUUGGCGCCGAAUCAACUCCAGGCCCCGGUGCCAGUUUUUAAUCCACAAAUUUGGAUUGAAACGCUCGUUGGCAAGACGCCGCCACAGUUGCAACCAGCUGUGGCUGCUGUGGCGGCAGUGCAACAACAACUGAGCCUGACAAGCGGCAGCGGCAACAGCGAACAGGAACCGGAGUCAACGGCCUAUCGUGUCUUCGGGCUGAACAGCGAUGAGAGCGAGACCAACGACCACUAUGAGACACACUUGCCGCUGGCCGAGGACAACAAGGAGCUGAAGCGACUCAUCGAGGACAACUAUCUGUACUUCAAGAAGCAAACGGGGGCGGCAAGUGGCAAGUAUGCGGCGCUCAGUGAAUCCGAAUUCAUACGUUUGAAGUCGGGUGCCGCUGCCACUGGCCACAAGGCAUUUGCGGCGAGUGACUCGGAAUUCUUGCGCACCAUCAGUGAAUCAAAGACGGCGGCGUCUUCGACUCAAGUGGCGGCCAAGGAGAAGGGCUUCAAUUUCAUGGCGCUGCUGGCGAAAACCAAACGCUCUAGCACCGAGUGCUUUGCCCUCGAAAAGAAGCGACAACAGGCCAACUCCGAGGGCUCCAGUUUCUUUCGGCGUGCCCGCAAUCGCAAGCUAUCGCAUAGUUAUAAUGGCGCCGGAGCUGGCGGCAGUGGCGGCAAGGAACGUAAACUUGAGCAGCGAACGCGACAGCACAGCGACACCGACUCGACGCCCAACAAGCCGGACAUACUGCUGGACAUUAAUGUGCUCAGCGAGCAGAAUGCCGCGGCUGUGACUGCAACCGAUGGCCAGCUGAUCAAGCAAUUCAGCGACGGUUUGCAGUUGAUUGACUUUGGCAGCAAUGGCAACGAUGUUGGCUGCGUCACCAGCGAUGAGUUGGCUCAGCUGGCCGAUUGCUUUGUGGACUCACCCAAACAACCGGCAACGCCGCCGCCAUCGUUGUCGCCACCAGCUGCCGAGCUUGUCGAACAGAGCGGCAUGCUGAUCACAAACAGCUCGGAGCUGGCCGAAAUCUUUCGCUCGCUGAGCUUCCCUUUGGGCGGCGAGCAGUCAAUAAAGUCGCGACGGCAGCCGCAACGCAUGAGCACGCUGAGUGAUCAGGUGUGCGCCAACUAUUUGAUGUCCCCACCGAAUACGCCAGCGGCAGCUGCUGUGAAUGCUGCCAACUGUGGUGCCCAACAGUCGGCAUCCAUCAACGUGUACUUCCUGUCGCCGCCACCGCACGCAGCCGGCUAUACGCCAAGUGACACCUCCACCGUAUCGUUGGACGUGGUCACCACAUUACCGGUGCCGCAGACAACAACAACACCAGCAACAGCAGGAGCAACGUCCACGUCGCAGCAACAACAACAGCAUCCACUCAACAUAUCACCCAAGCCCGAAAUAAUACUCGACUCGACGCUCUCACCGGUCGACAGUGGCAACGACAUUGGCGAGAACAAGGAUGUCACCUCGCCGCUGUUGAAGCGUAAAGAUAGCACCACCGAUGCGGAUGUGAGCGCUUCCGGCGGUGGGCGGCAACGUUGCAGCAUACUCACCGGUUACGAGGGCAUUCAGACGGUGCGCAAGCGACAGGCUUCAGUGGUUACCUACGAUGUCAACGUCAUCAAUUUCUCGCAGGAGCACAGCGACAGUCGCAGCUACAUUCCCAUGGGACGUGUCUCCACCAGCUCGGCGAAACCCGAAUUUUCCAAUAAAUCCUCGCUAAUACGACGCGGUGGCAUCUGCAUUUUUGUGGAUGAAGACGAGGCCGAGAUCAUUGAGCAAAAACCACGCGGCAUUACAUUUGCUCCGGCCGCCAGCCCGCUGCCCAAAUGUCCGCUCUGUGGCGCCGAGAUCACCGUCACCACAGGCACCACAAGCUCCACAACUACAACCACCAAAAUUACCAACACCACCACCACCAAUACCACCACCACCGACACCAACACCUCAGUCAGUGCAAGUAGUAAACGUAGUUGUCACGACCCAGAUGCAGCUCUGGCUGAUGGGCAAACUCCGAGCACGCGUUCACGCUUCUGGCACAAACGAAAGGCGGCCGUCGCAGCAUUUUGGCAGCAGAAUAAGAACCGGAAGCGGCGCUUCAAAACCGGAUGUAGUCACUGUGGUGCAACCGGCGGAUCAGUGCGACCCGCGAAAGGUUGGAAGGCCGAACACAAAGCUGCUCGCACUUUGGGAAUUAUAAUGGGUGUCUUUCUGCUCUGCUGGCUGCCCUUUUUCCUUUGGUAUGUCAUCACAUCGCUUUGUGGCGCCGCCUGUCCCUGCCCCGAUGUCCUUGUGUUGGUGCUAUUCUGGAUUGGCUACUUCAACUCAACACUCAAUCCGCUCAUCUAUGCCUACUUCAAUCGAGACUUUCGCGACGCCUUUCGCAACACGCUGGAGUGUGUGCUGCCCUGCCUGGAGAAGCGCAAUCCCUACAACGCAUACUAUGUCUAGACUCAAGAAUCCUCUUUUCAAAAGGUACCCCUAUAAUAGAGUGUCAGCAUAAGUGAUAUUUAUAUCUCUUAAUCACCCAAAAAAUAACAAAAUAACAAAAUAAGAACAAUCCCAAUUCAUGCAUAAACAACUUAGUUAAAGCCUUUGAGCUAAGCAAUACUCAAUGUGUGUUUGUUA